AUGAUUACGUCGAUGCUUGGGGUCACGGGCGAUAUCCUCGCCAUGGCAAGGCCUAGUACAAUGGCAAUGAAGAAGUAUGGCAUUAUUGAACAAUUCAAAAGGCAUGGGAUAAACUCCGUCAUCAACCUUCAAAAGCCGGGGGAGCACAACAGUUGUGGGAACAGCCUGGAGGAAAGUGGCUUCACGUAUGACCCUCAGGUGUUCAUGGACAAUGACAUGUUCUUUUACAACUUUGGAUGGCCUGACUACGGCGUGGCAGCGAUUCCAUCCAUCGUCGACAUUGCGCUUCAAAGUGCAUGGCGUUUGCCUGUUUCUGCAGGGAAAG
Messenger RNA from Priapulus caudatus, 325 nucleotides. Its product is annotated as protein tyrosine phosphatase domain-containing protein 1-like. NCBI's taxonomy places the organism in Eukaryota, Metazoa, Priapulida, Priapulimorpha, Priapulimorphida, Priapulidae. The transcript is spliced from 5 exons. The annotation marks the transcript as partial. The record is from RefSeq and is a predicted model, not a curated record.